AUGAGCGCCACACUGACUAUUCCUGAGAAAUCCAGUCAAGAAAUCAAGCUUGUCUACAAGUUUCUUCAGGCUAAGGUUGAGACCACAGCUGGAAAGGAUCUUUUGUUAGAGGUCUCUGGAGAAAAAAUUGACACGCCUAAUGCUAUUGUCAAGUACCUUGUUGCUCAAGCCAAUAAGCCUGAAUUGCUUGGCAAUAAUAAUGAAGAACAAGCUCAGGUGGAUGAAUGGUUGUCAUUUGCUACCCAAGGCUUAAGAAAUGCUGGUAAAAAGGAAGUUGUUUCACAUAUUGAGAAAAAAUUCAAUGAACACUUGAGUACACACACUUUCUUUGUUGGCAACCAUUUGACUAUUGUUGACGUUGUCAUCUUUGGUAUCCUCCACUCUUAUACUAAAAACUUCAAGGCAACCACUUGCCCAAACACCUUGCGUUGGUUUGACCUUAUUCAACACAUGGUCAUCAAAGCAAACAAUUUGACUGAAGAUUUUCCAUUGUUUGAAGUCAAUUUGGAUGAUGUACCUGAGCCUGCUGCUCCUGUUGUAGUUAAGAAGGACGAUAAGAAAAAGGAUGAUAAGAAGCAAGAGAAGAAGGACAACAAGAAGGAUGAAAAGAAACCUGCUGCUGAGGGCCAAAAGACUGAAGGCGGUGAUAAGCCCAAGAAAGAAAAGAAAAAGGUCGAAAAGAAGCCUGCUGCUCCUGCUCCUGCUGAAACCGAUCAACCUGUUGUUUCUCGCAUCGAUAUCCGUGUUGGUUACAUUAAAUCAUGCAAAAAGCACGAAGGCGCUGACUCACUUUAUGUUGAAGAAAUUGACGUUGGUGAAGAGGAGCCUCGUACGAUUGUCUCCGGUCUUGUUCGAUGGUAUCCUAUUGAACAAAUGGAAAACCGAUACGUACUUGUAUUAUGCAACUUGAAGCCUGCUAGCAUGCGUGGAAUUAAGUCUUAUGGUAUGGUAUUGUGUGCUAGUGCUGCUGAUGGUUCUGCUGUUGAAUUGCUGGGCCCUAUCGAUCCUUCCAAGGUGAAGCCAGGUGAUAGAGUCUAUGUUGAAGGACAAGAAGGAGAACCUGAGAAGGUACUGAACCCCAAGAAGAAGUACUGGGAAACUGUUCAACCUGAACUCAAGACAAAUGAUGAAUGCAUUGCUCUCUACGGUGACAAGCCUCUCUUGAUUAAGACAGCAUCUGGUGAAGCCAUGCAAUGUAAGGUUGCUAGUGUAAAAAACGGUGGUAUCAAAUAA
Messenger RNA from Rhizopus microsporus ATCC 52813, 1233 nucleotides. RefSeq names its product nucleic acid-binding protein. The transcript is spliced from 7 exons. Gene Ontology annotation, molecular function: tRNA binding. Bases 1 to 1233 code for a protein of 410 amino acids. The record is from RefSeq and is a predicted model, not a curated record. NCBI's taxonomy places the organism in Eukaryota, Fungi, Mucoromycota, Mucoromycetes, Mucorales, Rhizopodaceae.